Molecule: messenger RNA, 1195 nt
Organism: Pristis pectinata (smalltooth sawfish)
Lineage: Eukaryota; Metazoa; Chordata; Chondrichthyes; Rhinopristiformes; Pristidae
Product: nicotinate-nucleotide pyrophosphorylase [carboxylating]-like
Exons: 4
Coding region: 160-1101 (313 amino acids)
Biological process (GO): NAD+ biosynthetic process; quinolinate catabolic process
Cellular component (GO): cytoplasm
Molecular function (GO): nicotinate-nucleotide diphosphorylase (carboxylating) activity
Source: RefSeq, a predicted model, not a curated record
CAGAGGUAUUCUGGGUAAGAAGGCGCGGGACUGCUGGAAUUCGGGGACAGGGUCAGAGAUCAGAGCGAGGGCGAUGGUCAGGACCGGGAGUAGUAAGUCUGGUGUAAAGAGGGUUUACACAGUCCAGACGUUGUCGUCCGGUGUGAGACAUCACAGACUAUGGAGCUCAUCGCAGACACCUCCCACCUCCUUCCGCCCUCUUCACUAAGCCGUCUGGCACGCCAGUGGCUGUUGGAGGACUCGCCCCAGCUGGAUUGGGCGGGGGCUGUGGUGGGAGAGCGCCCGGUAGGGGCGACCCUCCUCCUCAAGUCUCCCGGGGUGCUAGCCGGCUCCCCUUUCGCCCAGGCGGUCUUCCGGGAGGCCGGCUGCCGGUUUCGUUGGCUGAGGCGGGACGGGGAGGACCUGAAGCCUGUCUGCACAGUGGCCUGUGUCUGGGGACCGGCCCGGACCCUGCUGCUGGCCGAAAGGGCCGCCCUCAACGUUCUGGCCCGGGCUAGCGGGGUGGCCACGUCCUGUCGUUCCGCCCAAGAGCUGGCCCGCUCCCUGGGCUGGAGUGGGCGGCUGGCGGGCACCCGCAAGACCACCCCUGGCUUUCGGCUGGUGGAGAAGCACGCCAUGGCGGUGGGCGGGGUGGAGACCCAUCGAUACGGCCUCGGCGACCUGCUCAUGCUCAAGGACAAUCACCUGGUGGUGGUCGGAGAUAUCGCUAAGGCGGUGCGGGAAGCCCGGAUGAUUGCGAGUGUCUAUAACAAGAUCGAGGUAGAGUCGCGCUCGCUGGAGGAGGCACGCCAGGCCGCUCUGGCAGGAGCCGAUAUCGUGAUGCUGGACAACUUUACUCCCCAGGGAGUGCUGGAAGCCGCCAGGGCCCUGAAGAAAGAGUUCCCGCGGCUGCUGAUCGAAGCCAGCGGUGGGAUCACCCAGGAGAACCUGCCCCUCUACCUCAGCCCUCACGUCGACGUCAUCUCGCUGGGAUCCUUCACGCAGCAGCUGACCGCUCUCGACUUCUCCAUGAAGGUCCUUCCCGAGCUGGGCAGCGAUCCCGAGUCUGGGUCCUCCCCAGCACCGGACCCGUCGCUGGGACCGAGCGACUUCGCCUUCUAGGGUGCGGGUGGUGGAGGUGUGAGGGUGUGUGGGGAGACCGAAGUCUGCCCCCUUUCCCCCGGCCCGCAUUCAAUAAAUGACUGAUUGAAAUGCU